Molecule: messenger RNA, 876 nt
Organism: Thamnophis elegans (Western terrestrial garter snake)
Lineage: Eukaryota; Metazoa; Chordata; Lepidosauria; Squamata; Natricidae
Gene: SAP18
Product: Sin3A associated protein 18
Exons: 4
Coding region: 153-614 (153 amino acids)
Biological process (GO): negative regulation of DNA-templated transcription
Cellular component (GO): nucleus
Molecular function (GO): transcription factor binding; transcription corepressor activity
Source: RefSeq, a predicted model, not a curated record
ACUUUGGUGGGUGCCGCCAUCUUGUUUCGGUAGCUCUUGAGAAAGUGCUUCCGGGUGAGAUUGUCGGUUGGAAAGCAGCAUUUGGUGCUGAAAGCGUCCUCGCGCCUUAGUUUCGUCGAGGGAGGGGGGAGUUCGGACGAAGGGCCGUCGCGAUGGCGGUGGAGUCUCGCGUUACUCAAGAGGAGAUUAAGAAAGAGCCCGAAAAGCCAAUCGACCGCGAGAAGACCUGUCCCCUGUUGUUGAGGGUCUUCACCACAAACAAUGGACGUCAUCACCGAAUGGAUGAGUUUGCCCGUGGAAAUGUACCUUCCAGUGAACUUCAGAUCUACACAUGGAUGGAUGCAACUUUAAAAGAGCUGACAAGUUUAGUAAAGGAAGUCUAUCCAGAAGCAAGGAAGAAGGGGACACAUUUCAACUUUGCAAUAGUUUAUACAGAUCUUAAAAGGCCUGGGUACAGGGUGAAGGAAAUUGGCAGUACAAUGUCGGGAAGAAAGGGCACAGAUGAUUCCAUGACUUUGCAGUCUCAGAAGUUCCAGAUAGGGGAUUACCUUGACAUAGCAAUUACACCACCCAAUCGAGCACCACCUCCUUCUGGUCGUAUGAGACCUUACUAAUACUUUGCCUUACAUUAGACUGCCAUCUGUAGACCUUCACCAAUUUAUUUUUGCAUUAUCGUACUGAUUACUUUUUAAAUGUAAAGUGAGAAUACUAGAACAUUUAGUGAUCUUAAGAAGGAUUGAUGUUUGAAUUAUGUUAUUGUACAAGCUAUUAGUUUCCCCUGUCAGGUUUUUUAUAAAGUUGACCCAAGCAACACAGCUGUUUUCUGUAUUUUUUAAAAACUUGUUAUGAAAUAAAUAUGCCACUAAGUCUAACUUG